AUGCCUGUGAAAAGCUUUUCUGUCUUAAAAUAACAAAAAUCGGAAUUUAAACAAUGUUCGAUCAUAAAUAACUAAAUUGAUAAAUAAGAACUUCAAAGCUUGUAACUAGUAAUUUGAUAUUCUAUCAUUAUUAGAUUCAAAACUUAUCAUCUCCAUUUUGCGGCAUUUCUCAAUGUCUGAAUUAAAAUAGUUGUUUCAAGAAAAUAAAUGAAAAAAUUAUUCAAGAACCUCUAUUAGACAUUAAAUGCGAAUAGAUCUUCUCCGAAUUAGACAACAAUGAGUAUUACAAAUAAACUCUUGUAUAUACAACUAGUAUAUAUCUAAUAGAUAUUUUUAGUGAUUGAAUUAAAACAGGCUGUCCUAAAGGUUAAACGUUCCUGGAAUGGAUUGAUGAUGCCUAUUAAUGAAAUUCAAGUUGAUAACUAGCCUAAUGAGACAUUCAAACUCGGAAUUAUUGUAAAUUUAAAUAAGUAAUUAUUAGACCAAAAAAUUUAUACAUCAUAAUUUUAAAAUUAAUAUAAGGGCAUUGUGCAGAUUUACAGUUAAGGUUAUCGAGUUGGACUUACCAUUCUCAAGCAGUAUUAAAUAAUAUCUAAAAUAGAUGACAUAGUAUAAUAUCAUGACGAAUCAAUUCACAUCAACCCAAUAUCUUUGUUGGUCUAGUGUCAAAAGUAAACUUGUUAUGAGGGCUUAAGAGAAAUGUUGAGUAAAGUUGAUAGUAAUGAAAAUGUUCAACAGAUUCUUGAAAUGUUAAAGUGCUUUCAUAAUUAAGAUGUGAACUAAUUAAUAAGUUGUAAUGUUGUGGAUAAGGAUAUCUACAAGCUUAAAUUGCAGCUUAUCAAUUUACUUUACAAAAGAAGGUAGAUAUGA
Messenger RNA from Paramecium octaurelia, 870 nucleotides. NCBI's taxonomy places the organism in Eukaryota, Ciliophora, Oligohymenophorea, Peniculida, Parameciidae. The record is from the annotation of a GenBank genome assembly.